Nelumbo nucifera (sacred lotus) is the source of this 2771-nucleotide messenger RNA. Its product is annotated as SUPPRESSOR OF GAMMA RESPONSE 1-like. Gene Ontology annotation, biological process: regulation of DNA-templated transcription. The record is from RefSeq and is a predicted model, not a curated record. Gene Ontology annotation, cellular component: nucleus. Gene Ontology annotation, molecular function: methyltransferase activity; DNA-binding transcription factor activity; transcription cis-regulatory region binding. NCBI's taxonomy places the organism in Eukaryota, Viridiplantae, Streptophyta, Magnoliopsida, Proteales, Nelumbonaceae.
UGGUGGGGUAGGUUAGCAACGUCUACAUCUUACUGGAGGCUUCUUAGGCGGAUUGCUUCAUCUCACCUCUUUGCACCAAAGCGCAUUGCAGCUCACGAGCCAGGGCGUUAGAUGGACUGCUCUGCCAUGUUGAAUGGCAUAGCCGGGGAGCAGUCUGCUCGUGGUGCCGUGACCUUGUGCAAGCACCUUCAAGCUGCUGCGCUGAACAAUAUCAUGGGAAGUGUAUUUGGCAAGAGGUACGAUGUGGGGCAAGAUAGCGAAGAGGUGAGAGAGCUCCGUGAGAUGGUGAAGGAAAGGUUUGAGCUCCUGGGCACUUUUAACUGGUCCGAUUAUCUGCCGUGGCUGAGUUACCUCUACGAUCCUUUCCGUAUUAACCAACGAUGCUCGGCUCUUGCUCCUAGAGUGAGGAAGCUCGUCCGUGGGAUCAUUGAGGAACACCGACGGCGUGGAAGUGGUAAAGUCUCUGAUAACGCCGAUUUUGUUAAUGUUCUUCUCUCUCUCGACGGUGAAGAGAAACUAGAAGAAGACGGUUUUUGCAGAUGUUUCUUUGCGAGGGGAAAGGGGAAAGGGGAAAGGGGAAAGGGGAAAGGGAAGAAGAGAGAUCCGGGGAGAAGCAGUGAUGCAUUAUUCGUGUAUUGUGAGGUUAGAUUUCAACGAAAAACUAACGGAAAAGGGUCUUUAUCUUACGACAGACCCUAUAGUACAAGGGGAUCUUUACAAUUUACCUUAAUUUUUAAUUUUCAUUGUAAUAUCGUGCAUCGCCCGGGUCCUUAAGAGUAAACUCCAUUACAAGAGUUAUGUAUGGAUCUUGGGUUGAAUAGUGCAUACGCAACACGUGGCAUUGUUUAAGGUGAUGCAAAUAGAAUUCACAAUCGGAGCUCAACGACUAUUAUAUUCCAAAAAACUACUAUAUUCCUCAAUCCUCAUCGCCAUCGGUUGCGGUUCCAUGUUUAGCUUGGCAAGGAAGCCAGCUUGUCUCCUCUCCCCCUGACAGUGCUACGGGUUUUUUCGGGCUCCCACGAACGUUCAGCUCCGGUGCCGAACCUGAGGCUCUACCAACGAGCAACUUGAGUAGUUGAGUGGCGGCUCAGGAAACUUGGUGGCUUCAGGCUUCUAGCGCGGUGCCUAGCCUAGAUAUGAAAUUCUCCGCGGGAAAAACUGCGGUUUUAUGCCCGAGCCUUUUCUAACGGCUCCUGACUAAGUUUCCCGCGCACACUUUUAUUCGUAUGGUGGAGAAAAGGAAAAUCAUAUAAAUGGUACUCAUCAUCCAUAUUCGCUCUCGCUCUCGCUGUGUGGCGGACCUUCUUCCUUCUUCCUCUGUUUUAAGUUAACAACAAUGGUCAAGUCGUGGCUUAUCGAUGGUAGAGGAAUUGCAGCUAAAGUGAAAAAUGCCACUCAAUUCUCUUCACAUCAGGUCAAAGACUUGGGGGCAAAUCGACAAUGCCCUAACUGCCACCAUCACAUUGAUAACAGUGAUGUUUCACUUGAAUGGCCAGGCUUGCCUGCUGGUGUAAAGUUUGAUCCAUCUGAUGUAGAACUUUUAGAACAUUUGGCAGGAAAAGUUGGAGUUGGAGAUUCAGAACCCCAUUUGUUCAUUGAUGAACUCAUUCCUACACUUGAGGGAAAUGAAGGAAUUUAUUAUACGCAUCCUGAAAAUCUUCCUGGUGCUAAGAAAGAUGGAAGUAGUGUUUAUUUUUUCCAUAGAACAGCCAAUGCAUAUUCAAUUGGACAUCGCAAGCGCCGCAAGAUUCAUCAUCAAUGUAACAAGGGAGAGGAGCAUGUCCGCUGGCAUAAAACUGGUAAAACCAAACCUGUGGUUGAAAAUGGAAUGCAGAAGGGCUUUAAGAAGAUUAUGGUUCUCUAUAAAAGUUCAAAGAAGGGGUCAAAGCCUGAUAAGUACAAUUGGGUGAUGCAUCAAUACCAUCUAGGGACUGAAAAUGAUGAAAAGGAAGGUCAAUAUGUUGUUUCAAAAAUUUUCUACCAACAGAAGAAGAAGCAUACUGAUAAGAGUGAUGCCGAAAUAGAGAUGGUCCAAGCUAGUCCAAGGACUCCCAAAACAAAGACUCCUGACAUACGUCAACCAAGAAAGGGUGCUCUAUGUGAUGUCAUCAAUGAAGAGAAAGAAACAGAGUUCAUUGAAAAUGCACCUCAGCCUCCUCUCUCUGCUGUUAGUCUGGAUGACGAUAGGCUGGAUCCUGCGUGGUGGGCGGGCGAAUCUCAGCCUGUUGAAGACCCAGAUCCAAAUGCCAUGGAUGACUUACUGUUGUGCAAUGAGAUUUUUGAUUCUUACACUCCAAUAGAUAAUUCAGUGGGUCUCUCAGAUUUAAGUUGUCACAGGAAUGAUGCACUCACAGAUGUCAACACAGCAUCUGGGAUCCCUAACCUUGAUGAUGUAGAGAUCGGUAUAACAGAUUUUCAGCUUGCAGAUCUGCAGUUUGGUUCGCAAGAAAGUAUUAUGGGUUGGUUAGACCGACUAUAGAGAGCGGACACGACCUAAGCUUCAAGACCAGUAUGUUAGUAUGUUUCUCCCCGCCCGUGCUUGGUGGGUUCUCUUUAGAAGGUUAUGUCCAUGGGUCUUAAAAUGUAUAUUGUAUGAUGCAAUGCCUGCUGCCAGCCUAACAUGUUUUAUUGGAUUUGGGUACUUUGCUCAUUCUUCUCCAUGUCUCUGUUGAAUGAAAGUUUUUUAACGCAGAGGGAGGUAUUUUUCAUCCUCUUUUAAUCGUCAUCAACAUCAAAGGCAUGCUAAUUAGACGAUGUAAAACCCUUGUGUA